Prosopis cineraria is the source of this 1885-nucleotide messenger RNA. RefSeq names its product serine/threonine-protein kinase rio2. Lineage: Eukaryota; Viridiplantae; Streptophyta; Magnoliopsida; Fabales; Fabaceae. Gene Ontology annotation, molecular function: ATP binding; protein serine/threonine kinase activity. Gene Ontology annotation, biological process: maturation of SSU-rRNA; protein phosphorylation. Bases 198 to 1565 code for a protein of 455 amino acids. The transcript is spliced from 14 exons. The record is from RefSeq and is a predicted model, not a curated record. Gene Ontology annotation, cellular component: nucleus; cytosol; preribosome, small subunit precursor.
AGCGGGUCCGACUCUCUUCGUCGUCGCACAAGCAUUCCGCACUCCGUAGGAUGCCGUACACCGUUGUCAGCCCUGUGUGGUUGUUCUCGGGCAAGCAGUUAAGAAGGUUCGAACCCUAGGACUUUUUUACUCCCAAAAUCUGUUUGAAGGCCCAGUAAAGCAAUCUUACUGACCGAUAAGGAGUAAAACGAGAGACAAUGAAGCUUGACGUAGAUGUCUUGCGAUAUCUCUCCAAAGAUGAUUUUAGGGUUCUCACUGCUGUUGAGUUGGGAAUGAGGAAUCAUGAGAUUGUACCUACUGAACUCAUUGACCGCAUAGCACGUCUCAAGCGUGGAGGCACUUACAAAGUUUUGAAGAAUUUGCUCAAGAAUAAGUUGUUGCACCAUGACUCUUCUAAAUAUGAUGGCUUCCGCCUUACUUAUCUUGGCUAUGAUUUUCUGGCCAUUAAAACUAUGGUAAACAAGGGUGUGUUUCAAGCUGUUGGUCGCCAGAUUGGUGUUGGAAAGGAGUCAGAUAUCUUUGAGGUUGCCUGUGAAGAUGGAACAGUUCUAGCAAUGAAGUUGCACAGGCUUGGCAGAGUUUCAUUCAGAGCUGUCAAAUCAAAGCGUGACUACCUAAGGCAUCGUAGUAGUUAUAACUGGCUGUAUUUGUCUCGGCUUGCUGCCCUUAAAGAAUUUGCAUUCAUGAAGGCUUUAGAAGAGCAUGGUUUUCCUGUUCCUAAAGCUAUAGAGUGGAACAGACACUGUGUAGUCAUGUCACUCGUCCAAGGUUACCCUCUGGUUCAGGUGAAGCAAUUGCAAAAUCCAGAGAUGGUUUUUGAGACAAUUCUUAAUCAAGUUGUUCGGCUGGCAGAGCACGGUCUUAUUCAUUGCGAUUUCAAUGAAUUUAACAUCAUGAUUGAUGAUGAUGAAAGAGUUACCAUGAUUGAUUUUCCACAAAUGGUAUCCGUAUCACACCGUAAUGCACAGAUGUACUUUGACCGUGAUGUUGAAUGUAUCUUUAAGUUCUUCAGAAAAAGGUUCAAUCUUUCUUUUCAAGAAAGCACAGAUGAUGAUGAGGGUCCUGAUGAAGAUGGAAGACCUUGCUUUUCUGCUAUAGACAAAAGCUCUGGUUUUCUAGAUAGAGAACUUGCUGCCAGUGGCUUCACCAAGAAGGAUGAAGAUGACCUUGAGAGGUUCAUCGAAGGCAGUGAAGAGAUGGGUACACAUUCAGAUGAUGAUGGCAUUGAGUUGGCAGAAGACUUUAGAGAGACAAACGUCAUAGGUGAUGAUUCUCUACAGCUGGAGCAGGAUGAGGGAAAUGAAAGUAAGGAUGGAGAGGAAAACUCUGAAGCAGAUCAGAGCAGUGAUUCUGAGAAGCCAGAUGCGGAUGAUGGGGAGGAAAACAAUGAAUCUGUGACACAAAAUGAUGCUGAACUCACAAAGCGCUUGAAUAAGCAGAGACGACGGGCCAUAGCAUCGGCUCGCAAGGGACAGAAGCCUGUUGCAUCAAGGAAUUGUUACAAAGCCAAGGGUAGCAAAUCUGCUCACAAUUCUAAAAUACAGAAACAAUUGAGCGGCUGGUGAAGUAAUAUAAGAAUCCUUUGGUCGAGCCCUUAAAUGAUCAUGAUACUAAAACAUAGGCUACCUGUUUAGAGUUGGGAUAUAUAGUAAAGCAAAUAGGAUAUUGUUUAGUCAAUCGAGCUUAGUUUUGUUCUCCUUUUUUCUUCCUUUUGUUGCUAGAUUAAGAGGGUUUGAAUUUGAGUCACUAUCCUCAUUUUAUUACAUUUCUGUUAUCUGAGCUAGUCCAAGUGGGAUUUGAGUCUCAUUAUGCAUAGGUUUGGGGUAAAACAGGGUUGUAUCCGGGACUGCUCUAUUCUGGGUGAAAAUUUUGUCGUUGUGGAAAA